AUGAAAUUACUGGUCUCUAAGCUUACUGGUCGUGACCAUGAAGUUCUGAUUGAACCUCACAUUUCCGAAGACCAGACGUUCAGAAAAGCGGAUAUUGUGUUGUGCGUCGAAGACGGUCUCACGGUGGUUGAUGUAGCCGUUGCUGACGAAGAUUUGGUGGACACGGUCUACGCUGGAAAGAUUCGCCACUAUUCCACAGUGGACGUCGAGGGGAAUCUACGGAGGAUCCUCGGCAAACCAGCUGACUUCCCAAUCCUAUGUGUGCCCGCUAUCUUCUCUCGCGGCAGCAUCUCACCACGCAGCGAAGCUAGUCUGAGGCUUCUUGGAUUGUCCCCCUUUGAUCUCUCAGACCUGUGUCUGGCUGUGGGUAGAGAUUCUCUGAAAGCCUAUGAUGUCUCUGUGCGCGGAGCCGGCAGCGCCGAGAACGGGUGA
This is a messenger RNA of Spirometra erinaceieuropaei, 432 nucleotides long. Lineage: Eukaryota; Metazoa; Platyhelminthes; Cestoda; Diphyllobothriidea; Diphyllobothriidae. The record is from the annotation of a GenBank genome assembly.